AUUUAAACGGGCUUACUGGGUUGGGCCGUAUAUAAAGUGCUUUUAAAACCUAGUAAAAACCCUCUCACUUUUCUUCUUCGGCGUUGUGAAGGAGAAGAAUCAUCAUCUUCAUCCUCAGGUAAGCCAUGGUUAAGCAUAAUAAUGUGAUCCCUAAUGCGCACUUUAGGAAGGAUUGGCAAAACUAUGUCAAGACGUGGUUCAAUCAGCCUGCUCGCAAGACAAGAAGACGGUUAGCUCGCCAGAAGAAGGCCGUUAAGAUUUUCCCUAAGCCUACUGCUGGACCUCUUAGACCUGUUGUUCAUGGUCAGACAGUGAAAUACAACAUGAAACUCAGAGCUGGGAAAGGGUUUUCUCUCGAAGAGUUGAAGGCUGCUAAUAUUCCAAAAAAGCUUGCUCCAACUAUUGGCAUUGCUGUUGAUCAUCGCCGCAAAAACCGUUCUUUGGAAAGUCUGCAAGCUAAUGUGCAGAGGUUGAAAACAUAUAAGGCCAAAUUAGUUGUGUUCCCAAGGCGGGACCGUAAGGUCAAGGCUGGUGAUUCUAGUCCCGAGGAACGCGCAAAUGCCACACAAGUUCAGGGUCCAUUCUUGCCCAUUGUGAGGGAACAGCCAUCUGUCGAACUUGUUAAGAUUACUGAUGAAAUGAAGGCAUUCAAAGCAUAUUAUAAGCUUCGUCUUGAACGCACUAAUCAACGCCAUUUUGGUGCCCGACUAAAGAGAGCUGCUGAAGCAGAAAAGGAAGACAAAAAAUAGUGACCUCAAGAAGUUUGUUUGUAACCCAAAAAUUUGGUGUUACAAAACAUUUUUGUUUGGGAUUCUUUACCCGUAGAUUUAUAUAGAGCAUGUUUAGUAACACCACCCUCUUGAGCAUUAUUGGGUGAAGUAAUCUAUUGGUUGAAUUAGCACAUUGUGUGUUGCAGUUUUGGGAUUAUUUCUGAUGUCAUAUUGCCAUGCUUUUCACAUAUUCAA
Molecule: messenger RNA, 965 nt
Organism: Trifolium pratense (red clover)
Lineage: Eukaryota; Viridiplantae; Streptophyta; Magnoliopsida; Fabales; Fabaceae
Product: 60S ribosomal protein L13-1-like
Exons: 5
Coding region: 126-749 (207 amino acids)
Biological process (GO): translation
Cellular component (GO): ribosome; cytosolic large ribosomal subunit
Molecular function (GO): structural constituent of ribosome; RNA binding
Source: RefSeq, a predicted model, not a curated record